Schistocerca piceifrons (Central American locust) is the source of this 699-nucleotide messenger RNA. Its product is annotated as venom carboxylesterase-6-like. The transcript has 5 exons. The record is from RefSeq and is a predicted model, not a curated record. The coding region runs from base 1 to 699 and encodes 232 amino acids. NCBI's taxonomy places the organism in Eukaryota, Metazoa, Arthropoda, Insecta, Orthoptera, Acrididae.
AUGGCAGUUUGUGUUCAAGCAGUCUUUGCUGCGAUGGUGCUCGUGACAGCCCAUCUAACAUUAUGUACGGCGCAGGACGUGUACGUGACGGUGCAGCAGGGCAGGCUGAGAGGCGCCGUGGAGACGAGCGCGCUGGGCCUACCGUACGCCAGCUUCAGGGGCGUGCCCUACGCACAGCCACCCGUCGGGGAACUCCGCUUCCAGGCACCGCAACCCCCGGCCAACUGGGAUGGUGACCGCGAUGCCUUGGAGGACCCUGAUCCCUGCCCACAGGUAGGGAUGUCUGGAGGGUUUCAAGGCAAUGAAGACUGCCUAUACGUCAACAUAUACGUGCCUCUCAAUGCUUCGGGCCCUUUCCCGGUGCUCACGUGGUUUCCUGUAGGCGCCUUCAAAAGUGGGUCUGCGACAGACACAGGUCCAGACAUAUUCCUGUCACUAGACAUCAUUGUAGUCGCUGUCCAGCCUCGAGUCAGUGCCAUGGGCUUGCUGAGCACUGGUGACGAGGUGAUCCCUGGGAAUGCCGGCAUGAAGGACAUGGUGAUGUCCCUGCAGUGGAUACAACAGAAUAUCGCUGCCUUCGGUGGGGAUCCUAACCAGGUGACCAUCGGUGGUGAGAGCUCUGGAGGCUGCUCUGUCUCGCACCUGGUACUGUCACCUCUCACUGCAGGCCGCUACAGAAUAUGGCUGCCACCGAAGUAG